Molecule: messenger RNA, 2357 nt
Organism: Botrytis porri
Lineage: Eukaryota; Fungi; Ascomycota; Leotiomycetes; Helotiales; Sclerotiniaceae
Exons: 4
Coding region: 230-1561 (443 amino acids)
Biological process (GO): biosynthetic process; conversion of methionyl-tRNA to N-formyl-methionyl-tRNA
Cellular component (GO): mitochondrion
Molecular function (GO): methionyl-tRNA formyltransferase activity
Source: RefSeq, a predicted model, not a curated record
AUGGGGAAGGUUAACGUUUUAGGUGAUGUAAUUCGUGGGCCAAAUGCAUGGCACAGAACAUGAGGCCGGCUUACAUAAGAUAUCUAGAGUUGUCUGCACGUGAUGCGAAAAUAUCAAGACAGUGGAAGCAGCUCGAGAAUCGUAAUUGUAAGAAGUCGUCGGUUUAACAUUGACAAUCAUCCAUGUAUAGCGUAAAUUGAACUCGUUCUGACUGCAAUUUUCCACAAUCAUGAAGCUCAAAGCCAGAACAUCUCUAGCUGUACUAGGACGGAUUGCACACCCAUCGAAGCCAUUUUCAAUCCAUGGAUUCCAUUCUCGACUCUUCACAAUCAACAGUAUCUCAAAACCCUCAAAACUUUCAGCACCUUUGAGAAUUCUGUUUUGUGGUUCUGAUGAGUUUAGUUGUGAAUCUCUUCGGUCAUUGGAAGCAGAGAAAAGGUCAGAUCCAAAAGGAAUUGCUUCUAUAGAUGUUCUCGUCCGACCAGGUAAAAAAACUGGAAGAGGUAUGAAAGAGACUCGUGAAGUGCCGCUGAAGAAAUUGGCCAAAGAAUUGAACCUCCGCAUACACGAGAGAGAUACAUUCACCGGCUGGGAUCUACCAAAACCAAAUGGAGAACCAAUCAAUCUUGUCGUAGCAGUUUCAUUUGGCCUCUUCGUUCCACCACGCAUUCUCAACAGUGCUGAAUACGGCGGAAUUAAUGUUCAUCCUUCACUUCUGCCACAAUAUCGAGGAUCUGCUCCACUCCACCAUACUAUCAUGAAUGGAGACACAAUUACUGGUGUCUCGCUUCAAACCUUAGAUCCACACAAAUUUGAUCAUGGCGCCAUUCUCUGUCAAGAAGGUUUUCCCAUUCCACAAUCUCAAACAAUAAAGUAUCAAGGUCUUCUAGACUUGGUCACACCUAAGGCGGCGAGCUUGCUUGCAAAGGGUAUCAGAGAUCGAGUCUUCAUAAACCCAGAACCAGACCAAGGACUCAAACUCGCACACAAGAUCAAACCAAUUGAUAGAUUCAUUGAUUUUGAGGAGGGAUUAUCUAUCAAUGUUGAACGAAAGUUCCGAGCGCUGGGACGACUUUGGUGCUAUACGCGUACUUGGUGGUCUGGAAAGAACAAAAAGAGGACAAUGUUUGAAGAUUUUGAGGUUGUCCCAAUGCCAAAGCAAUCUGGCGUGAUUCCAGAACAGGUGCUUUUGACAUUACCAAAGUGGGAGUACUUCUGUACUCGGGUGUACGAGGAUCCUACUCAUCCAGGAUCUAUCAUUAUUCCCACGGUUGAAGGUGUAGGGCUUCGAGUUAAACAUAUUCUCGUAGAAGGUCAGGUGGUGGGUUCAGCCAUUGAUGUCAUGCAUAAAGUAUCAGCUUUUACCAAACAUCCAGACGAUGACAAGGAUUUGUUCAUGGCUGUAGCAUUGACAGAUGUGUCGGAGGAUGGUAAAUUGGUUUUGCGCGAAGGUAAGGGCACCGAGUAUGCAGCGAAGCACCUGGUCCUACCAAAGGUGCUAAAGAUCAACAGGGCGCGCCACAUUGACCCUUACCCCAAGAAUCUAAGCCCUCUGGAUUGAAAUAUAAUUAUCUAGAUGCAUAAUAGAAUAACAAUUCAAGCAAAAAACCCUGAAAUCCGAUGGCAUGGAGUGUAUCAUAUCCUGCUUCGGGAGUUGGAGGUAACUAUCUGACCCGCGGAAGAUAGGUGGCUGGGUUAGAAUACCUUCGAAGCUUUGGGAAGAUGGGGAAAAAGUUGAUUUUUAUAGCAUUCGAGAAGCUUGAAUUAUCUGACAAAUAUCGAAAGGGCACAAGGUCGGCAAAUGUGCAAUAUUAGAAGGCAGGGAGGAGAAAGUCCAAAUAUCCGGUGUAGUCCAGAGACAAACCAACACAUUGCCGAGAGCGAGAUGAGUGUAUCAGUCCUUGUCCGAUACUUUCUAGAAACAAGAAAUAUCGGUACGCAAGGCUAAGGAAGAACAGUAAUGUCCCAUCUGUUCUAGUGAGGAGUGAAAGAUUCUCUUUUGCUGAAAUCGAGGAUUGUUGCUCGAUCAAUAUCUGACAAGCACCAGAAAAAUGAAUCCUUCAUGUACCGAGAAUAGGGUGAAGCAAUGGCUAAAGCGUAUUCGUUUCGAGGGAUGUAGGAGAAAAGUUCAUUUGUUGAUGACGAGAUUGGACACGUAACCUUCGUUCAGUAGGUAGGCACUAAAGAUGACGUUUCUUCCACUGUUGUAAGUAAACUGUAAAAUAGUCCCUCCGUCUGGAACAUUUGAGUCGUCUGGUGCUGCCAAAGAGGCUACUUGUUAUUUCUUAGCAUAAGAAGAGUAGAUCAACCAGCGCACAACGGGCGUUAAAAAGAAAACGAUUGCGAUUGUCAAGUAU